AUGCGAGUCGGCAUCAUUGCUUGUAGCUGCUUUGGUUUAGCGGCGAAUACAUUGCAGCAAGGGCUUUGCUCCGGGGACGGCGAAGAAGAGUACAAUGCCCAACAUGGCGAUGUCUUUAUCACGGUGGGAGAGAUCACUCAUGUUGGCGCAGAACAUGUCGAAUACAACACGAACACUGCUCUGGGAUUCUCUGGGGGUGCCGCGGUUCUACUGGAUAAUGACAGCGAGUACCACAUGUGCGUCCUGGCAGCCCAUGCGGGUUACUCCGAAUCCAAAGGUACGAACUUUGGCUUUUUGGUUGCCAAGAAGGCCAAACAGUACUGGUAUGGAGAGGCCCAACAGGAUGUUUGA
Seminavis robusta is the source of this 351-nucleotide messenger RNA. Lineage: Eukaryota; Bacillariophyta; Bacillariophyceae; Naviculales; Naviculaceae. The record is from the annotation of a GenBank genome assembly.